GACCGUGUUUGUUGUGCGCAGCAAAUUACAAUAGAAUUGGCUUUUCGCGCGUGACGUCACACUGAUAUUGUUUAUCAGCCAAUCAGGAAUGGGAAUUUAUUGAUUUCAAUUAACAAGAUCUGCCCUCGCGUCAAUCAAUGAAUGAUUAGCAACUCACUCACAGCUACACACAAAACGCAAUUCCAUUAGAAAAUGCGGCGAAUAAGUGGCAAAUUAUGAAAGUCUCCACAACGUCCGACGCCUCAAGACGUGAUCGGCAAUUGCCAAUUCAUGCUCUGCGUGUCACGCCAUCUGAAGUUAUGUGAGGUUAUUUGCAGUUGGGAUACGUAUUCAUGGUUCUGAACGCUUGCGACAGCGACAGUCCAACAGAACCGGCGGAGAGGGUUUCGCCAUCUUGCAGAACAGUAACCCAAUCUCCAAGAGCCAUGAACGAAUCAAGCAUUAGCGCAAGAGGGCAGCGUAAAUACCGUACAACACGUCCCUACGAAGACGAGGUCGAGCGAAGCGACGAUGAACCGAGGAUAGGCUCGCCGACUUCUAUGAAUACGCACAGAGAGCCUGCCGAAGGCUCGGGCGAUACGUCUCCGAGGGUUGACGGCGACGGGUCCUCUUCGUCUGGAGCUAAAAAGAAAGGACUUCAAAAGCUUGCUUCGGGAGCCAUUGCUAACAUCGGAUCGGUUUUUAGGGGGGGUACUACAAGUGGUGAAUCAGAGGGGCGAAAUGACUUAAGUGCGGGUAGAGCGUCUAAAAAUUCAUCGAAGGGUUGGUCUAAUACUCCUGAUUUCACUAUCGACUCUGAUUCAGGCAUGCAGGAGAAGCUGUCACCGCCUUCCCACAAGGAGAAGUUUUUCCAGAAGGGCUGGCGAAAUCGGCUGAAGGUCAUUCCCAACGCAGGCAAUGCCCUGUGGAUUCCUCAGGUAUGGCUGCGACCGCGUUCAUCGCGCUGACUGCUCAAUGUCGCGUUCCACUGGUUCGCGAUGAGCUGCGAUUGAAUUUGUUGUAAUGCGCCAGCGUCUAAGAUUAAGCGGAAGGCGUGGAUUGAUUUACCAAUCGUGAAAAUUGUAUUAGAUAGGUUACGCACAGCCAUUUUUCCAUCGGCAUUUUCCCCACUACUAUUCAUUCCACGCGUUCUUGACCUUGCUAAAAUAUCGAGUGUCAUUACACAUCUUAAUGCUUCAAGCGUGCUCCUUUCCAAGCAUUUGACCAGCGUUUAUUCGAUUCGAAUCGGCGCUUAUACUUGCGUUUACGCUAGACUCUGAAAUGAGAGCAGCUAAUUGUUUUGGCAAACUAUCUUGGUACAUUCCGCCGUCUUCUGCCAUUCUUAAAACAAAACCCAGCAGAAGAUAAAUACACAAGUCGCUUAGCUUGUCAGGAACACGUUCUUAAGCAAGCAUUAUCUCGAAGCCCUCAUUAGAGUUUACUACAGAGUAAUAAGUGCUCCAAAGUCCUUGCAGCGCAUUUUUGUUAAAUUGCCAGAGCUUUGCAUUUUCAUUUGGUGAAUUAAUGACCUUCCUAACGAGAUGCGAACUUACUUUCUCUCUUUUGUGAAGGAUAACUUUAGCUGGUGCUCUGUGGAAGGACGCAGACUUCAGCUGACAGACACUCAAAUUUCGGCUUUGUCCGAACCGGAGUGUAUCGCACUUCAAAGAGUCGCUCAAACUCGGUUAAAGCAACUGGAUUUUAAAAGUCACCUAACGAUACCUAAAGGUAUGAGUGGUACAAUAAUCCUUACUACAAUAUCUCUUUUAUCUAUUUAUUUUUUAAUUUCUCUUAAUGGCUCUUCGCACUUAUUUGAUUCCAGUAUUUUCGAUUUUUUUUUUCAAGAGAUAAACGUACUGGUAAAUGCGCUAAACAAUCACAUCAAUUAGAAACAUAUUAUCGACCUUUCCGGUCAAGAGCUGCUUACUGUUGAAUAGGUAUACCAUUCACUGAAAUUAAAAAGAAAUAAAAGUGACUCUUGCAACGUUUCAAUUCAUUUCAGUACUUACUUAUCGCUCGCAAAUAUUCCUCAGUGCAAUAUUGGUUUUUACAAUUGCUGAAGGUGCGAUUUAAUGUGUUAAAAAAACACUGUAAAAGCCAUUACCGUACACUACAUAUAUAUCUACACUUGAAACAACAACCAUAAACAGUAUUCGCGACAUCCAAAGCGGUUCUUUUGAUGAGAUGUUGUGUAAAUUUUUAGCAAAAUGAAAAAGUGAUUCAUGGUGAAAUUUCAACGGCUGAACGCGUUUAUUUUGCUUUUAACUGAGAAUAGCCUCGUACUUUCAAAUCACAACAUUCGUUGAAUAGUAUCUAUUCAAGUAGAAAUAAUCGUUCUCUGUUGUGGUGACUAAAGACGAACGAGUCGGCCAACCUCUUCCGACACGGAAACGUACAAGAAUUGUUUAUUUCAAUGCCGAUUUCGCAAUGACGCCGGCAUUUUUGUUUUCGGCGACGUUCCUGAAAUUGCUUCGAUUUUUUUUCAUUCUUUCCGAUUUCACGACAGCGGAAUAAACAAUUAUCGUCAUUUUAGCUUGAGCACGCACUUCUCGACAAUUAUCUAGAUGCCUCGGCGCACGCUGUCUCUUUUUUUAAAAUGCGUCAAUCUGAUAAUUAUCGUUCUGUUCGCGUGCGCAGAGUCUCUGCACAAACCCUGAACGCGUAAAAUCGUUUUGACCGAAGGGAAUGCAAAUUUUUCUUGUUCCAAAUUCCUGUCUUGCCAUAAUAAACAUAUCACGGUUUGGGAUGUAAGUAAUGACCUGUCACCGUUAUUGACAAAAGGACUGAAGGAGAUGAACUACAAUCAGCUCUUGAAAUCUCUUAAUUCGAGCUGCAACUUUUCAUUGGAGCCAACAUCAAUAGUCUUUAUCAUCCUUCCCUUGGCACGUUGACAAUGGCUAUGCGUCUAAACAUAAAUCACCCGUUCAGAGAGAGAAACUCUAUUUGAAAAUCGUCAAGCAAUUUGAGCCCAUUUAUCAAGCACACUCUUUAUCUCUAGAAACUCUGUGGUAAAACGUAACAAGUCAUAUACGCACAAACUGUCUGUUAAGAAAACAUCGAACGAAUUGUCUGAACAUGUUGACAUAAAAAAGGACUCAAUUUUGACAUUCUGCAUACACUGACUGUCACAUCAUGUAAUCGUUUUAGCUGGCUUCCAAAAAAAGAGAUGACAAUUUGACAUUUUUAGUUAGUACCUGAAGACAUUGGGAUCAUGGGGGAUGCUGACAGCAAUUUUCGGUCAAGUUCAUUUACUUUGUUAGUUACAUAAUAUUAGAAAAGGGUAUAUUUAUGUCUGGACUUUUGUUACGUGAGUCAACUACAAGUUGUUCAGGACAAACGUUUGUAAUAAGGAUGAGUUUGUCUCCUCCCCCUUAUCAAAUCAGAUAUUUUUAUUUCAUGCAACAAAUACUUGACAGGAAAAGAAAUUUGAUUUUUCAUAAAGUUAAAGUGCAUCUAUUAAAAUGAUCUUAUAUGAUCUAUGAGUCAAAUUGCAGAAUGAGAAUUAUAACUUUCCAAAUUUGCUCUGUUAGACUUUUCUGCCACACCAAGCUAUAUUUAACAGGUGACACCCCCCCCUGAUACUGUCAUAAAAUUCUCACAUGCAAUUGGCUAUCUAAUACACAAUCGGUAGGACAAUACACGUCAUGCUACAAAUGAGCAGUGUAAUUGGACAGUUUGCAUAUCAUCCCUGUGUAGUUGCACAGUAACUGAUAUUUGCUUAACCUUUAACUCCCAAGAUCACAUUAGUAAUUCUCCUUACUGUCUGCCAUACAGUUCUUGUGAUGUUAGUUUUGGAAAUUUGGUAUUUGAUCAACUUAUGAUCCCCUAAUUUAUAUUUUUCUUCAUUCUCAUCACUUGUCUGCCUGGUAUUGUAUUGAUAACAUAAGGAGAAAUUCUGUCUCGGUCAUUCAUGGGAUUAAAAGGGUUAAGCUGUUUCAUAGGCUAUUAGGUUCGAUUCCUCAUGCAAAAAAGUCACCAUUUAGCUAAAGUUUGUGUAAAUCAAAAUUGUCCCCCUCUCUCUUGAACCCAGAAAUAUAAAAAUCUAACCUUGUUUGGUGGUCCAUUAAGUUAUCGAUGCCUCAGACCUUGUUUGACUCCUCUUUCUCAUUCAUAUUUUCCCCCUAAAACCAGAUACAAAAGUUUGUACAGGUCGGAAAACUCAUUUCAUUCAAAAUAAUCUGCAAGGUUUCUAUCGUGCAUUAAUUUCUCAAAUAUUUGUUGAUUGGUUUUGUACCUGGUGUCACCCCUAGAGAGAGACGGUAAUACCUUGUCAGCACUCAACUCACAUUAUUUGUAUCUUUUCAUUCUAAGAUCCACGGAAUCCUAGGAAGUCAUUAAAGAGAGCACUGUCAUGGAAGAAAGGAAACUCUGGGUCAAGUUUAUUUGACAAAGACAAAGGUUGGUAAUUCAGUGUUCUCUAUGAAAUUUGCUUGUAUCCUGCACACAAACUUAUGCCACUGGAUCAUGGUUAUGAUCGUUGUAUAGGCAGUGAGGUUUUAAUUAGCUAAUUAUGCAAUGACAAAUUUGUGCAUGUCUGAUUGGCUGAAAACGAGUGCUUUCUCAUGUAAUGCAAGUGCAAAAUUGUAACGAAUGCAAAAUUGUAACAAGAGUGCAAAGUUGUAACACGAGUGCAAAGUUGUAACAUGAUUGCAAAGUUAUAACAUGAGUGCAAAUUACAAAAAGCAUGUCUGCACUGUUAAAAGUUACGUCUGUCUUGACUCUCUUUGAGGUUUUUUCAUGUAUAUUCUUAACAAGUGACAACAUGAUUUCUCAUGCAAUUUGGUAUAAUACGCACUUGUAAAUUUUUCAAAGACUACAAAUUGCACUUGCCCUAUGGGCUCAUGCAGUUUUGUUGUCUUUGAAGAAUUUACUUGUGCUUAUUAACACCAAAUUCCUCUUGAACCAUGUUAUCACUUAUACAAAAUGCAUGCUAGAUUGAGAAUUUUGAUGUUACCCCCCCAGGCAGGCCAUUAGGUAGAAUUUUAGGGCAAGAUACUGAAUGCCCACAGAGCCUCUCUCUACCAAGGAGCAAAUAUAGGUACCUGCCAAAUGUCAGUGAAACUUGACAGAUUUCUGGCUGUACAAUAGAGUAGUAUCCCUUCAGGGAGGAGUAAUAGUCUUAAUCACUUUGCGCUCAAGACUGAAUGGCUUUGCUAGAUGCGUUAUUAUGAUGAUACAGUUUUUGAAGCAGUUUCAUAGGGAAUCCUCUAAAGAACCCCCACAUCAUAAGCCUGGGCUUGAAAUAACAACCAGAUAACAGAUAAUGUAUGGUCAACGCCAUGGAUGGCCACACAUUUUUUACUGUUCUUCACACAUGCUAAAUUCAUGUCUUUUUAACCCUUUAACUCGCAAGAUCUCCUUAUUAAUUCUCCUAACUAUCUCCCUAUACAGUUCUUGUGAUGUCAGUUUGGAGAAUUUGGUAUUGGAUCAUCUUAUAAUCCUCUAACUGAUAUUUUUCUUUAUUCUCAUCACUUGUCUCCUUGAUAUUGUAUUGAUGUUGUAAGGAGAAUAUCUGUCUUGGUUACUCAUGGGAGUUUAAGGGUUAAAGAAAGAUAAGGCUGUGUCACUUUUGCCUGCAUUGAAUUUGAGGCUGCAUGUACAAUAAAAGAUAUGACAUAAUGGAUAACUGGCUGGCAAAAAUGGGUUGUGUUUGAGCAAAAAUAGGUUUGAACAGACAGUUUUACCAGUGCAAGCCUUUGUAUGUGUUUACUUAUUUAUUCAUCUCUUCAUUUUUUUCAGAAAAUGGUGUAUUUGCAAUACCCCUUCACAAAGCUGUCUCCACACAAAGUCCCCCAGAUUCCAGUGAACUAAAAAAAUCACAAAAGAAUGUUAAAGAGGGCACACCAUCAAUAUCAUCAACAGGAACCCAAGAGGCAUCUGAUGACUCAACUGGGGUCAGAAGACACUCAUCUGGAUCCAGCAUCUCUCACAGUUCAAGAUCAUCAGUGGAUAAUUCAAAUUCAAAUACUGAUGAAAAGACCUCUUCUCAUAAAGACCAACCUUUGGAAUCACCAAGUUGGAAAUCACGACUUAUUGAAGCAUUGACACUACUGUCUUCAUCUGCUUCUGCAUCCUGUUUGAUGGAUAAACAGUCAGUGCUAAGUCCCCCACAACCUCAAGUUCCACCAAUCGUUUUGCACGCUAUCGAGCACCUUCAGUGUUAUGGUAUGGCCAGUCUGUGAAGUUAAAAUUGUUAUUUCAGUUCUUGCAUACUGUACAUGUAAACCUCUAACUUGUGUAUAAAGAUAUAGAACUGCUAUAGUUCAUUUUAAAUUAUAACAUAGCUAGUAAAUUUGUCUAAUCAAAUUCAAUUGUGCAAGCAUGCUUCAUAUUUCUAUUGUGCACGGAUAUGAUGUCAGCAAACAAAUCCCUUGAGAAAAAAAUUUUCCAUCGGGUUGAAAAUUUUAUAAAACAAUUGGUUCAUAUGUCAGCUGUGCGUUCAUUGAGAUAUGAAGCACUUGAGAAGUUUGGAGAGCACUCAAGAAGCUAGAGUUGCUCGAGGCGUAGCCAAGAGCAACUCUUACCCAUCUUUCGUGCUGUCCAAACUUCGCACAUGCUUCAUAUCUCGAUAAAUGUACACUGACGUAUGAACCAAUUGUUAAGCUUUUUUUACCAUUCUGGUUGUUAGCCCAUCAGACAUAAGCCCUUCUAAUAUCCCCUAUGAAGUUGUCUAAGCCCAAGGCUUUAAAGGCAGCAGUUUACAGUACUUCAUUAAGCAGUGAGGCCUGUUUAACUACCCCAUAGUUGAAACCAAAUCAUUUUUACCACCCAUUCAAAAUAUUUUUGAAGGCGGUACAUUUUUAAACUUGAACAAGUUUGAAUUUUUAAAAAAUUACUGGACCAUUUUUUUGAAGGCAGUACACACAAAGCAGUUGAAAUAGAAACUUGUUGCUAAGUGUUUCCUGGCCUUAAAAGAGCAUUUAACAGAAGUUAUGUUUUGUUCCUGUUUUGAAGGUCUACAUGUCCUUGGAAUAUUCAGAGUUGGAGGUUCUAAGAAGCGAAUGAAACAAGUAAAUUACAUUUUUUGAAUAGUUUAUUCAUAAAAAGACUAGUUUGCUUUGUAUAAUAGCAAAAGUAUUUUGAUUUCCAACCAAAUUAUUUCUUUUAUGUUCUGUGUUUCCAACAGAUGAGAGAUCAGUUUGACUCUGGAGAAAAAACAAAGUUCACAGUUGAAGACAACCCACAUGAUGUGGCUGCAUUAUUCAAAGAAUACUUCAGAGACCUUCCAGAACCAUUGCUCACACGUGACUUGUACUCUGCCUUCUUAGAAACACAAAGUAAGUUUUCAACACAAUGCAAAUUAAGUGAAAUAUUUCUUACUUAACGUCCUAAGUAAAAUGAUUUUCAGUGACCAUCACAAACCUCAAAUACAAAUAACAGGUGUCCCAAGCUCAUGUAUCAAGGAAAAGCAAACGAUUAAUUUAUGAAAUUGUCACAUACUGUGUUACAUGGUAUUAAGUUACACAAGGAACCAUCGAUAAUUUGAAUGUGUUAUAAGGAAUAAAAUGGGGAAAGAAAUAUGGAUGAUUUACAAGGCUAAAUAUUCUAAAAUAUAAACAUUAUACAAGCAAGAUUAACAAAAGUUACUCACUCCUUGUGUGUCUGCUGUGGCGUCUGGUGAUUACUGCUUUUUUUAAGAUUGCUUUACCAUCACUGUCACUCCUGAUAUACACACCAUGUCACACAGCGUCACACAGGGUGUGACGCUUUCAUGAAUUACUAGUUUGCUCUUUCUUGAGACACGAGCUAGGGAAACACUGUGGUGUCUGGUGUUCACUGCUGUUUUUAAGAUUGCUUUGCCAUAACUGUCAUUCCUGAUAUACACGCCAUGUCACACAGCGUCACACAGGGCAUGACGCUUUCAUGAAUUACUAGUUUGCUCUUUCUCGCGACAUGAGCUUGAGAAGCCUGUGUAUGAACCAGCAGAAACUCUGAAGAUGACAGAAAGGUCAAACCAUAACUUUAACUAGAAUUUCUAUUGCAAGUGAAGUUUGUAAAAGGGAGAGUGAUAAACUGAUACCACACUGAUCAACUGGAAGAAAAGGUCUGUAAGGUCUAUGUUUAAAAGCUUGAAUAGUCAAAUCAAUUAAUGGCCAAUGAGAAGAAAGUUACGGUUGCAAAUCUUGCCUUUCACUUGAAAAGUGACCAUCAAAUCUGGCGCUUGGGUAGGUACUUUAGGUAGGACGUUUGAACACAAUUACGGCUUGAGCGGGGGAUAAUUUGAAUGGACCUAUGUUCAAGUUCAAAUUCCCAGAGGAAUUCCCGGGGGAAGGGGUGUUGAAGUUUCGCAUUGAUCGACGCAUAACAAUUAUUAUUUUCAUUUUUUCAGCCUUCGAUAAUCCAAGUAUGCAGAUUUCAGCUCUUCGGCUUCUUUGCUGUCUUCUACCAGCACCAAACAGAGACACAUUAAAGGUACUACUGGAAUUUCUCGCUGGAGUUGCGCAAUGUGCAGAAGACAGCAUUGACGAAAAAGGCAAUGAAGUAAGUUUUGCUACACAUCGUUAGCUAAAUUCAUGCACUGUUUAAGCUCGGUGCAAACUAGAUCUUUUUACGAAAUCUUUACAAAUUUUCGACCACCAAGACUUUGACAAGCGCUAUGAGUGUUAUCCACCUUUUAACUUUAACCUGACUGAUUGAAAACCUACCUCCGUUUGUGGAGGUAAUGAGCUGACUCUGAUUCUUUCUUGGCGAAUGACUCAGGUUCACCGUGAGCAGCUCGGUUCCGCCAUUAUGGCUGAUAAUCGACUGAGAGGAGACUGGUUCUUGACUAACUGUCUUCUCUAGACGCCAGUCCGUAUCUGUCUUUUAAAAUUUCUUGGGUUGUUCGCCUUUUUGCUGCCGUCCAUUCUUUAAGGGUUUUUCGGUCCGUCUAUCUGAUGAUAUUAUUUAUUAUUUAUGUGGUUUACGAAUACAAACCAGACAGGUUACGUCAAAACUAAAAAAACUGCGUGAUCAUUUCAGCAUUAUUUGAGGGAAUCAAUUUGAAUAAAUAUAUUCUUGUUUUAAGCCGAAAAAAAAAGCAGACCCCAUUUUCUUAGGCUAUUAACUGGCCUAAGAAUUUUAAACAAUGAUCUGUAUCAAAUCGCAGAUUCUAAACAAACUUUUGCUCUUUCAGAUUCCUGGGAACAAAAUGAACUCUAAAAACUUAGCUAUUAUAAUUGGCCCGAAUAUUUUACAUAAGGUAUGUAAAGGAUAAAAUAAAAAUUAAAUUUUAAUAGAAAUCGAAAUGUACAUUUGAAUCAUUUUUGCGUCGUCGUCUUGAUUUUAAAAUUUUAUAAUUUUUUCAUUUUACUUUUGUUUCAUUUCUACUUCUUUUCCCUCUCAGGUAAAAGGGCAACAUCACGACUUCCUAGUAGAAGAUAAGGCUCGUGCGGAUGAAAGGAAGGAAAUUAUUGACGUGGUGCAAGAUAUGAUUGAACAUCACGACCAGUUGUUUCAGGUAGUAGGAUCGGCAUUGAUUAUUACAUUUUUGCAUCACUCGGGAGUAAUUCUGAUACUUUGAAGUGCUACGUAAUGACGCCUAUCGGCGCCUAUCCCUUCGACGUGACACACACGUUCCUAGAAACGAGUGAGACCUGGGUUUGAGAUAAGCCGCGGUCUUCGGGCGCACAUGAAAUAAUAACACAACACGAGUUUCCCUCAGUCUGCGCAGCUUAGUCAUUUUCUUUUUGUCUCUGCAAGCCAUAACCUCCAAUAUUACGUUGUUUUCAUGCACUUUUGAUAUCCAAUUAGACGCUGUUGAAAUUUUUUCUCUUCUUUUUUCAUUCUUUAAGGUUUCUGCAGAAAUGCAUCAUAACGCGCUGGUUCAUCUUUUGGAAAAUGAACCGGAACUUCUGGAUUUCAUUUUAAGGAGAAGGUUACUGAGAACGCACGGAGUAAGGUAAAAAGUGUGGAAAACAUUCUUCUUGAACGGGUAGAUUUUGAUUGUUGUGAGGUGGAGUUAUAUUUCAACAUUGUCUUUUAACUCUGUAUGUUCAAAAGUAAAUGGAGGGUUUGUAUACACAUAAAUUUUACGUGUUCGUCAAUGUACUUGAAGGGAGGGGGGGAUGAACGGAAGGCUCGGAAGAGACUGUUUGUGUCGCGAUAAAAUUUACCUUUAAUAUUCCCAUAAUUCCCUCUCAUGGACAGCCAUUAGGCAGUCGAUUGUCUAUGGUGCCCCCUAUUAUUGGUGACGACUGUUCCCCCUCCAUUCCUCUUCCGUUCUGAAAAUCGUAGGACCCCUCCCCCCACCCAAAAAAAUGCCCUGACCCCUCUCUCCCAGAGGAUAAAAAUGACUGGUUCCUAAGACUUAAAAGCAUGAUAAUGAUUACUAAUAAGUAAUGUGCGGUCCUGUUGUUAAAGAAAUUUUUUUUCAGACACGUUUUGAAAAUACAUACAGGUGUGUCCCCUCGGAAAGGGUGGACGCCCCUCCCCCUCAGAUUAUCUCCCACGGUAGUUUAUCGCUCUUUCUUGUGAGCGCCAUAUUCACUCAUAUGGAAAAUAAACCGCAUCUCUUACCUUCAUCUUAACCUGUCCUUCUCUCAAUUUUCUAAACAGCUCUGAAACGGAAGACGAUCCCUUCAUUUACGAAGCUAGUGGUAAAGCAGAGACGCCAGUAAGAGGACGCGUCAUGUCCGCUGGAGCGGCGGAGCGUCCUGUAACACGCUUUUCGAACGCGUCUGGCUCGCGUUCUUUCAACGAAGCAAACUGGCGUGCGAGACAAAAUCCUUCGCCACGCACAGUGACACGUAGCAGUAGUGAUAAAUCGAAUCACAAUUCUGCAUUUCCUAAUCGUAGUUAUUCUUUGAAUCAAGACGAUGCUAGGUAUUACCGAGAACACAUGUUCGGGCGACAGAUGUCUUCACCCGACGAUCACGCAUCGACGACGAGUUACAAUUCAAAUUAUAGACAAAACAAACGAAAGACACCGCCGAUGACGAGACCUACGUGCAGGUACGAAGGAUCUGCUUUCGAGCAGCCUCCGUCUCCUGCUCUUUCUUCAGGGUCGGCUUCAGUUUCUUAUUCAAACUUUUCAACACCUCCUUCAUCUCCUUCGUCUACCGCGUUCGUUUCUGCGGAAUCCACUUCAUCGUCACCGAUUCCAGUCCGGGCCUAUGUGGCUGACGACGGACAUUUAAUAACUGAAUGGACCAGCUUACAAACUGAAAUUGAAGUUGAGUUGGCCCGGGACAGAAACGAGGAGUACAAUCGUAAUCAGCCGUUUGAUUCUAGAACGUUUAGUCUUUCAGACUGGCAGCUGGAGAAUUGGUUCCAGUGGGAAUCUCUAACCCAACAAAACAGUAGCCAGAAAGACUUUCUGGAGCAGGAAACUUUAGUGUAGGAAUUCUACGGUAACUGCUUUUAGUUUUAGUUUUUGAUUGGCGAAAGAGGUCAAUUUAUUUAAACAGUCGCGGAGAACAAACACAAUUUUUGGCAAAUUAUCGUUGAGGUACUCAAAGGUUUCAACACCCUGUCAUCCAAUCAGAAGAAGAAUAGCUUUGUCAGAGAUAUGGAUAGGUAGGCUUAGCUACGCCGCUGACCAUUGCAGCUGGCUCAAUCACUAUUCAAGAAAACGGGAAGUUACUGUCAUGUUGUCUUCGUUCCCACGACUAUUAAUAUCUAAAGCUAGAGCUAAAAAUAGAGGUUUGCAUUGAUAGCAAAGCGCGAGAGAAGCAUUUAUUUAUGUAAAAAAAUAUAUUAAUUAGAAAACGAGUGCCCUUCUAUUCCACACCUGGAUAGAAGAAAUGAAAAUAUCAUACAAAUCUACACUGCGUGUAGACGCCAAGAGUAAAACCGACUUCGGUGAAUUCCUUCCUGUUUUUGAAGGUGUAUAUACGAAAAAAAUCAAGUUUGAGAGCGCACAUAACUCAAGGUGAGAGAAAUAAAAAUACCCAGGGCUUCUACGGCCAGGCGCCGGAAGAGAAUGUCUGGGUACUAGAGUAUUGAGAAAUGCCUGUAACCAACCACAGUAGAGUUAGAUAUGUAAGCUUAACAGUUUGUAAUUAAUUUAAGCUUCGGGAGAUG
Molecule: messenger RNA, 11982 nt
Organism: Pocillopora meandrina
Lineage: Eukaryota; Metazoa; Cnidaria; Anthozoa; Scleractinia; Pocilloporidae
Source: the annotation of a GenBank genome assembly